Erythranthe guttata (spotted monkey flower) is the source of this 1637-nucleotide messenger RNA. The record is from RefSeq and is a predicted model, not a curated record. NCBI's taxonomy places the organism in Eukaryota, Viridiplantae, Streptophyta, Magnoliopsida, Lamiales, Phrymaceae.
CUUUUCACGUAAACGGAGAAUAUAUUUGAGUUGUAUAAAUGAAGUAGAUGAUGUUGUUUUCUUAUUUCGUCAAAUGGCAAGAAUGCAGCCACAGCCAUCCGUUAUCGAAUUCACCAAACUAUUGCAAGUUGUUGUCAAGAUGAAACAUUAAUCCGGCGCCCUUAAAAUGUUCGACGAAAUGCGUCAAUGGGCUGCCCGUAUGAAUGAGUACACGAUGACCAUCUUGAUUAAUUGUUGUUGCCUCUUGAAACAUGUAGACAUUAGUUUUGCUAUCUUUGGCUGCUUCUUUAAACGCUGCCACGAGCCAAACGUUACGACGUUCAACACCCUCUUAAAAGAGCUCUUUUUAGAUGGUAAUGUAGGUGAGGCAGACAAAUUGUUCAAGAAGAUUUUUACUUUGAAACUUUGUGAGCCAAACGAUGUUACGAUUCUUACCGUGGUAGAUGGGCUCUGCAAAACUGGACAUGUUCUUGCUGCCGAUGAUUUGCUUUGGUUAUUGGAAAAGACUAUCUAUAAACCCAAUGUUAAGGCUUAUAACGCGGUAAUUGACGGCUUAUGCAAGACCGGAACGGUGGAUAAUGCUCUCCAGCUCAAGUCUAGAAAGAUCGACAAGGGAAUUUCACCGACUAUUGUAACAUAUAACUCGAUGAUUCAGGGCUUGUGCGAUUUCUGUAGAUGGAAAGAGGUCAAAGACUUAUUGAACGAAGUGGUCGAUCACGAGAUUUGUUUAACUGUUGUUACUUUUAGUGUAUUGGUGGACGCGUUUUGCAAGGAAGGAAAUGUUAAAGAAGCCGAAGAUAUUUUGGAAAUCAUGAAGCAGCAAAAUAUUUGUCCUAAUAUCGUCACUUACAAUUCGUUGAUAGAUGGGUACUGUUUGCAAGGGAAAAUGGACGAAGCAAAACAAGUAUUUGAUUCCAUAGCGGGCGAGGGGAUUAAACCAUCUAUUAUGAGCUACGACACUUUAAUAAACUUGGCGUCUUUUCUCGAAGUUUCUUCGAAAGGCUUAGAAUACACAACAAUUACUUAUAACACCAUGAUACAUGGAUUAUUUAGUGAAGGCAGAAUUGCUGAUGGAUGGGAACUUUUCAACGAUAUGGAAGCUCGGAAAGUACGUCCCGAUUUAUUUACUUACAAUAUUUUAAUGAAAUACUUGUGCAAGACUCGACAGAUUUUUGAAGCGUUUUCGUUUCUAAGGACAAUGGAAGAGAGAGGAGUAAUUCCUAGUAUAAUUACAUAUAGUAUCCUCAUUAAUGGUUUGUGCAAAGAUGGGAAACAUGAAGACGCAAAAAAUCUUUUAAACGAACUUCCUUCCAAAGGGUUGAAACAUGAUAAUCACAUAUAUGCUAUCAUUAUUCGUACACUUUGUGAAGAAGGAUUUUUAGAGGAGGCAAAAGAUGCGCUUACAAAAGUGGAGAGAAGUGGUUGCGCACCGAAUAGCGUGACAUACAACGUCAUUAUUCGUUGCUAGUUGAAGAAGAAAGAACUUGACAAGGCAAUAUCAUUCUUAGAGGAAAUGCGCAAAAGGGGAUUCUCAGCCGAUGCAGCUACUUCGUCCAUGUUGAUUAAUCACAUGAAAGUAUAUAACAAAGAAAGGUGUUCUUCUGCUGGAAAUGAUUAAGAAUGUUCUACAAAAAAUA